UCCGGGAGAUGGUCAUUCCCUCUCCAUGUGAAUAGGAGGAGCCUUUAGUUUUAGAGGACACGACUUCAAGUCCAGGUGCUGAGGAGAGGGAAAGAGCGAGAGGGGUGGUGUGGUUUAUGCAGGUAAACACUAGUAAUCUCGACCACAGAGAGGCAAGUGCGAAGUUUAGCCCACACCCAGCACGCUUGCGGACACCGUACCGAUCCACAUGUGUUGAUGUAUCUUCCGUUUCAGCAACCCGCGAGUGGGAAGCAGCCAAUGCCAAUGCGCUCUCGACUGUGGACCGUGCUCGCAGGUCAGAGGAUGCGUAAAAAUGCUUUGUAACUGGAAUAGCAGGUGCUGGAAGAAGGGCGUCCGACUGUCAACACGUCUAAACUGUGCGCAUAGCGCCGAGCGCUGAUGUUCAAACCAUGGAGAAACAAGCUCUUGCAACGGCUCUGAGCUUGUCCAUGAGCGUUGUCUCUUUACUCUUGCUGGUCACCGCUAUCUUCACCGACCAUUGGUACGAGACAGACACCAGAAGGCAUAAGGAGAACUGCGACGAGUAUGGGUCGGAUUCUAACGACCAGAAAAACAGGGAGAUGCCAAUAUACCACUUGCCUCUUGUGGACAGCGGUAACUCCAAACGGAACGUGGCGCUUAUGAAGCCGAUUCACGUCGGGAGUAGAGAGGAGGAAUUGCUUGAGAACUGGAGGGCGAUACUGGGGAUGGGGAUUCUUGAGACGGAAUGUGGGCGUCCGUUGUUCUCCACAUAUUCUGGACUGUGGAGAAAAUGCUACUUUCAAGGCAUGGACCGAGAUAUCGAUAAACUCAUAUCAAAGGGUAUUGCGGACCGAUGCACAACUGUCAAGUACCAUUUCUCUCAGCCCAUUCGGCUUCGAAACAUCCCGCUCAACCUGACGAGAACCAUUCAGCAAGAUGAAUGGCAUCUCUUACAUCUGCGGCGAAUCACGGCAGGGUUCUUGGGGAUGGCGGCUGCCGUUUUGCUGUGUGGCAGCAUUGUGGCCACAGUAGGCUUCUUUUGGGAGGAGAGCCUCACCCAGCACAUCUCCGGCCUGCUCUUCCUCAUGGCAGGGAUCUUCUGCACCAUCUCCUUGUGCACCUACGCCGCCAGCGUCUCCUAUGACCUCUCCCGGAACCCACCCUUCAUCUACGGACUGCCCGGCGACGUGGACCAUGGCUACGGCUGGUCCAUCUUCUGCGCCUGGGUCAGCCUGGGACUGACCGUGGCAUCAGGCUGCCUCAGCACCACCUACCCCUUCCUCAGCCAAACCAAGGCCCUGCACUCCAAAACCGCACGGGAGUCCUCAGUAUGAGCAGUGUGAGAGAAUUGAGUGCCCCCUGUAGAAUCGGGUGGGGGGGGGGGGGAAUUGUUGGUGUGGACAUUUUGUUGCUGACUGAAAACCAAUAUAAGAGGAGAUGCUUUAUUUUUAUGAAACCAGAGAUGACAACAUAGUGUUUCAGUGAGAUGUGGGAAUCUUGUUGCUCUUUUGUGGACUCUCAUCAUCCUUUAUCGAGGUGUUAUGCAAGGUGCAGGUGUUAUGAUGUGUUAUUUAUGUGUGUUUGUAUGUGCACACAGGCAAACCCACACAUACAUAUGGACCUACACACCCGUACACAAGUACACACACAAAUUUCUCUCUCAACCAAAGUUCUCUCUCUCUCGCUGUCUCUCUCUCUCUCUCUCUCUCUCUCUCUCUCUCUCUCUCUCUCUCUCUCUCUCUCUCUCCAAGACAUGGAGAACAACAUGAGAGUGAAUAACAUGAAACAACUUAAAUACCCACAUAGGCAUACCACACACACAUAAAACAUGUGUGUAUAUAUUACCAUAUAUAUGAAAAAGGCAUACUUGGUUUUGGUGGUUUGGUAAGAUUGAAUCAAAUGGACAUUGCAUAAAAAUACUAGUAUCACUUUGAAAGCAAGAACCCUUUUUUUCAGAUGUAAAUGGUAUAUUUUCAAAACUCUUAAGUACAAAACUCUAAACUGAUAACAUGUGUAAUGCCCCCUAUCUUAUGUUCAGAACUUUUGACUGUGCAUUCAUCGGGGUUUCACACAUCUUUCACCCCUGAGUCAUUAAUGCAAAAUCAGUUUUCCUCAAAUACCACAAGCACAUUUUUUUUGUCACCAAUACAUAAUGAUAGGCUCACCAUAUAGUCAUUUGAACUACCACUUUCAAUUGUUGUUUUUUUCAAUCACUUUGGCGCAAUUUUCAUUACUAUGUGGUAAAUGUUCGCAACAAGCACAAAAAUCAAAACAGAUCAUCACAAUCGCUCAUGUUUCAAAACUUUAAGCACAUUUUUAAUUGACUGAGUACAACAAACAAAUUCACAAAGUCACUUGUUCACUGCACCAAAUCACCUUUUCAAUUUAGAUAAAUAUUCAAUAUAUAUAUCUGCUUUUCAAAAUUCACUUUACUUUUGAUAUUAGUUUCUUGUUAUUUGUUAACAAUACUGUAAACUAUCACUUAAUCAAACUGCUCAAAAUGACUGAACCACAAUUAUGUACUGCCUAGUUAACAUUUAUAGUUUGAUAACUGUUGAACACUGUAAAUGUCUACAUUUUUACCUAAAUGUAUCAAUUUGACAUCAAUUUAUGCUGGAAGUUUUGAAACAUGAGCCAUUUUCAUUAUCUGUUUAGAUUUUUGUGUUUGGAGUUGUGUAACACAGCCUAUGAGAUCCGAUGGAUUCGAUUGGUAAUUUCAGUUGUGGCAAUCAAAUUGUACAAAGUUUUUAGCAAACCCAUUAACCAGUCCCUUCCCAAACAGAUGAGGCAUAAUCACAAAAAAUGUGCUAGACUGUGAGAAGAAUGCUGACAAUGAUAGACAAAGGACUACAGCGUUUGUUGUUUACAUAGUUGAGGAAAGUCAUUUUUCUCGCUCAACACAAAUGGUGCACAAUUCUACAUUGAAAUGUGAAAACAAUGGAAACUGGAUGAGAUAAUGUUGACACCGCUUGAAUGGAUGUAAGACUUUUGUGUUGAACCAUUAUCACAGAUAUUCUGAGCAGCCAACAGUGAGCGGUGGGCUCUGAAAAUUAGUUGCUGCCCCAUGGAAUGGCCAGCUUUCGCAACAACUCUAUCUGACCUGGAAGACUUGUAGGGACCUUGAAUGGCUUGUGGGGACAUUAAAUGACAUCUGUGGACCUUGCAGGUUAUGUAUGUUCAACUCAGCGUGCUGUUUCAGAAGCAGAGCAGCAUUUCUGAAACAGUACAAUGAGCUUCAAGUCUUCUCUAUGAAUUGUAAAUAAAAGAUUAUCAACAAG
Messenger RNA from Oncorhynchus keta (chum salmon), 3260 nucleotides. RefSeq names its product transmembrane protein 178A-like. Gene Ontology annotation, cellular component: endoplasmic reticulum membrane. Lineage: Eukaryota; Metazoa; Chordata; Actinopteri; Salmoniformes; Salmonidae. The record is from RefSeq and is a predicted model, not a curated record. Gene Ontology annotation, biological process: negative regulation of osteoclast differentiation; regulation of cytosolic calcium ion concentration. Bases 411 to 1316 code for a protein of 301 amino acids. The transcript has 4 exons.